Messenger RNA from Fonsecaea erecta, 3780 nucleotides. RefSeq lists its product as hypothetical. The record is from RefSeq and is a predicted model, not a curated record. The coding region runs from base 1 to 3780 and encodes 1259 amino acids. NCBI's taxonomy places the organism in Eukaryota, Fungi, Ascomycota, Eurotiomycetes, Chaetothyriales, Herpotrichiellaceae. Gene Ontology annotation, molecular function: RNA binding; ATP binding. Gene Ontology annotation, biological process: maturation of SSU-rRNA from tricistronic rRNA transcript (SSU-rRNA, 5.8S rRNA, LSU-rRNA). The transcript has a single exon. Gene Ontology annotation, cellular component: nucleolus; intracellular anatomical structure.
AUGCCUCGCUUUGUUCCCCGUCAGCGGAAGCACAAAGUGCUUGCCCGUCAGCAAGCGCAAGCCAGACCGUCUCCUGCCACCACCGCCCCGCAGCAGACCAACCAAGAAAUCAUUGUCCCUCAAAGCCAGGCGGAGAGAGAGGCGAAGAAGCAAAAAUUGAGGGAAGAGUUGAGAGCCCAACAGCCACAUGCCUCAAGCAAGAAGAAGAAAAGAUUGGACAAGUACAUUGAGAACAAACUGAGAAAGGAUGAGACGUUGGACCUGUUGCGGAAAUUGGAGCAAGAGAAAGAGAAGUAUGAAGCUGUUGUCGCAAAGAGCUCUGGGAACUUGGGGAAACGCACAUUUGGAGAGUUUAUAAAUGAAGCGGGGCCAAGUUCGAAGCAUUCAAAACAAAAGAUCCCACAGAUGCAGGAUGAUUCGGACAUAGACAGUGAGGACUCGUUCGAGGCAGAACACAAGGAAGCCUUUAACGACAAGAAACGGCUGGGGGAACCAAGAAUAUCUGACGGGCCUCCUCAUAUACAGGGGAGUGGUCUUGCCCAACCGUUGGCACUAGAUGAAAAUGGAUUGCCCAUCAUACAAUCUCGAAGGGGGAAGACACGGAUCCGACCGCAGGACGAGGCUUCAGUGGAGUUGCCCUGGGAAGGCUUCGAUUCCGAGCCAAGUAUACACGAGCAAGAUUCAGAGGAAGAGGACUCGGGAGAGGAAGAAGAGGAGGAAGGGUCGAGCUCCGAAUUGCCUAGCUCAUCGAACGAUUCAGAAGAUGCUUCAGACAGUGAAGACAACACAGACAUGUCCGAAACCGACGAGGUCGAUGGGGACAAAAUAAAACCAAGGAAUUCAGCAUUCAAAGCAUGGGCAACCCAGCAACUAAACCAAUCCAUAGGAUAUACACCGUCUUACACAACGGGCGAAGGACAACUAUUACCUGUGCCCAAACCAGUCACCAAAUCAGAGACUCAGCCUCCGAAGCCUGCGACAGCAAGUACGGUGUCAAAUCCUGUACUUAAUCGAAUAGCGUACGCUGUGCAUGUUAGUCGGUCAGAGGAUAUACAACAAUCUCGGUCCCAACUGCCAAUUCUCCAACGAGAGCAGGAAAUUAUGGAAGCCAUCCACAAUAACCCCGUUGUGAUCAUCAAGGGGGAUACCGGGAGCGGCAAAACCACACAGAUACCACAAUUUCUCUUCGAAGCCGGCUACGGCUCCCCGGAAGGACCAACUCCAGGCAUGAUUGGAAUCACCCAGCCUCGUCGUGUUGCCGCAGUCAGCAUGGCGAAGCGGGUGAGUACCGAGCUGGGAGAACAUGGGCACACAGUGUCAUAUCAGAUCAGGUUUGACAGCAACGUCUCGCCGAAUACCGCGGUCAAAUUCAUGACCGACGGGAUCUUGUUGCGUGAGCUCUCCGAGGAUUUGCUGUUGAGGAAGUACUCUGUGAUAGUCGUCGACGAAGCCCACGAGAGAAGCGUCAAUACUGACCUAUUGAUUGGAAUGCUGAGCAAAAUCGUUCCAGCUCGGAUGCAGAAGAAUCAAUUCAACCCGAACCCGACGCCCCUUAAAUUGAUCAUCAUGUCUGCUACACUCAACAUUGGUGACUUUCUCCAUGAGAAGCUCUUCUCACAGUCCCUACGGCCUCCCAUAGUCGAAGCUGAAGGACGUCAACACCGUGUCACAACACACUUUGCGCUAAGGUCACGAGCAGAUUAUGUGGAAGAGGUGAUUGAAAAGGUCAGACGGGCUCACCGGAAACUUCCUAGAGGCGGCAUCCUCGUCUUCCUAACGGGCCAGAACGAAAUCAAGCAAGUUGGCAACCGACUCAAUGCUCUUCUGGGCCGAGGAAGUAGCAGCAGGGGGAGGACGAACACACCCCGAGUAGAGAUUGCUGCGAGUGAAGCACCGCUUGAAGUUGAGGAUUUCGAACUGAGCGCUGUGAGAGUGGACGAAGAACAGGACGACUUCGAGAUGGACAUUUUGACGCACUCAGAAGAUGAAGCGGAAGAGAGGGAAUUCGAUAUUUCAGAUGACGAAGAGGAAGAAGAAGCUGAGAGAACUCCUUCCCAAGCUCGUAUGCAUUCGAAAUCAAGCGAACCAUACACAUCAGUCCACAUUCUCCCACUAUACUCACAGCUACCUACUCCCGAACAACUGAAGGUCUUCGAACCACCCCCUCCUGGAGCACGGCUGAUUGUGCUUGCAACCAACGUGGCCGAAACGAGUUUGACCAUACCCGGCAUACGCUAUGUUUUCGACACUGGGCGUAGCAAGGAACGUAAGUAUAAUCUUGACUCUGGCGUCCAGAGCUUUGAGAUCGACUAUAUCAGCAAAGCCAGCGCACAGCAGCGUGCCGGUCGCGCAGGACGUACAGGGCCGGGGCACUGUUGGCGGCUGUACUCGUCAGCAGUAUACGAGCAAUUCUUUCCCGAUCAUGCAGAGCCUGAGAUCUUGAGGGCACCCGCAGAGAGCGUGGUGCUGCAGUUGAAGGGGUUCGCCUACCCCCGACCGAUCGCCGAAUUUCCGUUCCCGACACCACCGGCCGCCCAGACUCUCGACAAGGCAGAGCAACUGUUGAGGAACCUGGGGGCCCUGGCAACUAGCGGUUCGAUCACGGACCUGGGCAGACAACUGUCUAUGUAUCCGCUCUCGCCUCGCCUCGGGAAGAUACUGGCCGCGAGUGUCACUGCGCCAGACUUGCUUUGGCACAUCCUCGCGCUCGUCUCUGCUCUAGCUGUUCCAGAGAUCUUUGUCACGGAAGGGCAACUCAAUCUCAUUGAUGAUAAGGCUACAGGAGCCGGUUCAUCAGCUUCUCGUCGACAAGAUGACGAUGACGAUGACGAAGAGCCUGCAGUGUACACAAUCGAGAAACAAGAGGAAGACGAUCGCCGCGACCGGCUACGACAAGAAUAUGGCCGUGCCCGCGCCACGCUGAGCAAGAACGAUAAAACUUCCGAUGCGAUGAAACUCCUCACCGCAGUGUCUAUGUAUCUUGACAGCUCUCCAUCCAGCCGAGAGGCGCUGUGCAAGUCGCUCUUCCUCCGGUCCAAGGCCAUGGCCGAAAUCGUCCAGCUGCGUGAUCAGCUGGAACACCUGGUCCGGAUGAAUCACCGCAACACAAUCACCGGCGAGACGAUCUCGCGGUCCCGGAAGACCAAGAUCUCUUCGAGCAAGGUGGCCACGAGAAUCAACACAGUCGUGGCGUCCGGGUACAUCGACCAAGUCGCUGUCCGCUACGACAAGGCACCGCAACCCCCGUCCGACAUCCCCGUGAAACCGCGCCGGGCGAUCGACGUGCCCUAUCUCCCUCUGAUCCCGCUGCACGACCACCCGGCCGCUCCGCUGCACGAGAAAGCGGUGUUCAUCCACCCGUCUUCGGUUCUCGCGCGAGCCAACGUCAAAGACCUGCCCGAGUAUAUCUGCUACAGCCACCUACAGCGCUCUCAAGCCCACACCAUUACCAUCACAUCGUCGUCGUCAUCCUCGCAUCCGGAGGCCAAGAAGAUCCCCAAGACGAGGAUGUUCCCCCUCGCGCCCGUCACCGCGGCCCAGCUGGCGUCCCUGGCGCGCGACACGGCCCUGGUCAAAUACGGCAAACCCGUCCCCAAGACCCAGGUCGACGAUCUGCCCGGCUCGCCGAGGCGGAGGGAGUGCUGGGUCACGGUGGACCUGCGCCCGAGCAGCGGCACCGGAGGCGCUCUGGGCUGGCCUCUCCCGCCGGUCAAGGUCAGGCAGGUCAUGGAUGUGAAGAGCAAGACUGGCUGGAGGGUGGAGAAGGUACUCAGCCCGUGA